AUGGCUAAAUAAUUUCAUAUGUAUGUAUGUAGCCGACUGUGUUCAAUUGUGACUGUGUGCACUCAACGUUUCCAGUGAAGUAGUGAAGAAGGGGGCUCGCAAGUUUGUGAGCAAUAUGAUGGUCCGUAUGGUGGAGUUCUGGGUCAUGACGGGAGGGGGGUGUCACCACACUGGUGAUGGAUGGAAUCUCCCGGGUGAAGCCGCAGCCGUCCUGACAGGCGCUCAAGCCUCGGCGCUAUUGGAUCCAGCAUGGAUGGGUGGACUGAAUAAAUAGCGAGCGAGACGCGCUUCAGGAUGACAUGAAGAGCAGCAGAGGAAGUGGGAGGCUUUAGCGGACGAUCUGCUCCGCAACACAACUUCAACUCUCUUUAACUUCUGCUGCUUUUUUUUUUUUUUUUGUUUUUUUUGUUUCGCUUUUGCUGCUAACAGGUCGCCCCGCUUUCACUCCUUCCUCCUGUUGUGAAGCGAAAGUCAGGAUGAUGAUCAUCCUCGCGGAGUUUUUCGUGGUGAUUCUGAAGGUUCUCUGGGCGUUCGUGACCGCCGGGGCCAAGUGGGUGGUGCGGCCGAAGGAGAAGAGCGUGGCCGGACAGGUGUGCGUGAUCACCGGCGCCGGCAGCGGCCUCGGCAGGCUGUUCGCCAAGGAGUUCGCCCGCAGACGAGCGAUCCUGGUGCUGUGGGACAUUAACAGCCAGAGUAACGAAGAAACGGCUGAGAUGGUCCGGCAGAUUUAUCACGAUCUGGAGACUCCGAUCAGCAAAGAGGGUCCAUUGGGAGGUGUAGAGGAAGUCCCGCCGUUCCAGCCGCAGGUCUACACCUACGUGUGCGAUGUGGGGAAGAGGGAAAGUGUGUAUUCCACGGCCGAGAAGGUUCGCCGCGAGGUGGGUGAGGUGGACAUUCUGAUCAACAAUGCCGGCGUCGUCUCCGGCCAUCACCUCCUGGAGUGUCCUGACGAGCUGAUCGAGCGCACCAUGGUGGUCAACUGCCACGCACACUUCUGGACCACCAAGGCGUUUCUCCCGAAGAUGCUGGAGCUGAAUCAUGGCCACAUUGUGACAGUUGCCAGCUCCCUGGGUUUAUUCAGCACAGCUGGUGUGGAGGAUUACUGCGCCAGCAAGUUCGGUGCCAUCGGCUUCCACGAGUCUCUGAGCCACGAGCUGAAGGCCUCGGAGAAGGACGGCAUCAACAUGACUCUGGUGUGUCCGUACCUGGUGGACACGGGGAUGUUCAAAGGCUGCCGGAUAAGGAAGGAGAUCGAACCAUUCCUGCCUCCACUGAAGCCAGAGUUCUGCGUCACACAGGCCAUGAGGGCGAUCCUCACCGACCAGCCCAUGAUCUGCACACCGCGCAUCGUCUACAUGGUCAAUUUCAUGAAAAGCAUCCUUCCCUUUGAGGCCAUCGUCUGCAUGUACCGGUUCCUCGGCGCGGACAAAUGCAUGUACCCCUUCCUAGCGCAGAGGAAGGAGGCCAUGAACAACAACGAGGCAAAGAAUGGAAUCUAGGGGGCGCCGUGCAAAUCCGGAACCAGGGCACAUAAACCUGCAAGCAUGAGGAAUCAACCACUGAGGCUGAAGCGGGAGGAAGGACGGCGGAACAGAUGGAUAGAAGGAAGGACGGACUGAAUCUAGACUGGUGCACUUGCAUUGAACAAAUGCAAACGGUUUACCAUAUUGUUCCUCUGGGACAAAGAAAGCUGUGUACUACACAAAGGAUCUAUUUUGACUUUUUUGUCGUCCUUUUGUUGUUGUUUAACGAUACCGACGUCUAUAUACUGUGUCACUAGUUUUUAAAUCAUACCGAAGAGAUAUCCAGUAAGUAACUUGCGUAAUGUAGUCACCAGCCUUAUCUAGUGUCCUCGUGGAAAUAUACAGUAUGUUACUGUACAGGCAGUAAAACACUUUCACCUUCUUUUGUAUUUUGUUGUAGACAUGCACUGUAAUUGUAAUGAUUGUUCUCCACACUGCCAGUGCAGAGGCUCAAUGUAUACACUUUAGCCCCCCCCCCCCCCCCCCCCCUCCAGCCACCAAAAUGUACAGCCUGUCCCGUAUCUCAAGCAGCCCGUCGACUCGUGUUGAGGGUCAGAAAAACGACUGACCUCAAACCACAUGAGCGCGUUUAUCCUGCGAGGACGUGAAGAGGGAGAAUGUAAAAGGAAGGGUCCAUUUAAAUAUUUGUCUUCUGUGGCAUUUUAUCUUGUAACGGUUUGUCAACUUGGUGAAUUCGUCCCAGACCUGGAGCCGCUGUCCCGACACUGAUGUCGUCUUGUCAAAGUGAAAUGUGUUUCAAUGUAACUGUUGUGAAAAUCCCCUCCUUUUCUUUCUUUUAUUUCAGUAACAUUCCAACGGGCGCAUUCCGUCAGUCACAGCGAUGAGCCGAAGUUCUCUACCUCUUAAUUUUUACACCUUUAUUUUUGACAAUAAAUCUCCAUUAUUUUUUUUCUUUUGUUAUAUUCUGAACACUGCUCUGUCACUGAGCGAACAUGGUUCCAAUGUUUAGUGUCUCUGCCUAACUUAAAUUA
Synchiropus splendidus (mandarinfish) is the source of this 2515-nucleotide messenger RNA. It is a transcript of the gene rdh10a, whose product is annotated as retinol dehydrogenase 10a. The transcript has 6 exons. The record is from RefSeq and is a predicted model, not a curated record. NCBI's taxonomy places the organism in Eukaryota, Metazoa, Chordata, Actinopteri, Syngnathiformes, Callionymidae. Gene Ontology annotation, molecular function: oxidoreductase activity, acting on the CH-OH group of donors, NAD or NADP as acceptor. Bases 477 to 1499 code for a protein of 340 amino acids. Gene Ontology annotation, cellular component: lipid droplet.